AUGUUGGCUCCAUCCGGCGAUGCAGAUGUGAGGAUUCCAGCACUCUCACCGCAGCCAACCUCUGUCCCGCAACUACAGCCAAGAGCGCAGCCAGGAUCACGACCAACGCCAGACAGCCGCCAGAAGGCGAAGACCACAACAGCAAGAAAGCACGGCCAGAUGCCCGAAGAUCCUCACGCCUAUACCGGCGAAGACUACAAGGACAUCGCCGACGCCGAACUUCUCAACGGCUCCAUUCACACCGACAAGAUCUUCGGCGACUUCGCUGGACGAAUCGCCAAGGCAUGUGGCAGUGACAAGAAAAUCCAACAGAAAAUCAACUCCUUGCGAGUGAAUACCGAGGGCCAGCAAGCACUGAAAAGCAAGAACUGGUUCACUAAGCGGCUAUCACUCUGGUAUGAACGCAAAGCUUCGGAUAGCAAUGGCGAGUUCACGAAAAGCGAGUUCGAAGCCAAGUUUCUUGAGGAGCGAUAUGGUCGUCCAGUUCCUUCGGUACGACUGAACAACCAAGGACAGUACAAGCCCGGUGCGAAGCUGAGUGCGCAAACGCUGGCGAAGCGCAACAGCUCGGCUUCAGCGGAUGGUGCGAGCGACGAGGGCGAAUUUCCUGCUGAGAUGGCAUCUCGUAAGAAGAGAAGCUUUCGGAAGUGA
Molecule: messenger RNA, 651 nt
Organism: Pseudocercospora fijiensis CIRAD86
Lineage: Eukaryota; Fungi; Ascomycota; Dothideomycetes; Mycosphaerellales; Mycosphaerellaceae
Exons: 1
Coding region: 1-651 (216 amino acids)
Source: RefSeq, a predicted model, not a curated record